GUGAGCUGGGCGCGCGAGAGGCAGGCGGGGCGGCGCGGCGCGGAGCGAAGCAGGCAGCCCCGCGCGCUCGCCCACCGCCCGCUCCGCGCAGCUCCCCGUGGCCGCUCUCGUCGCCGCCGCAGCGGGCGCGUCGGAGGGAGCCCAGCAUGGCCUGGCCGGGCUCGUCGCGCCGCGCGUCCUGGGGGGCCUCGGCGCUCCUCGCCGCCGCGCUUCUCUACGCCGCGCUGGGGGACGUGGUGCGCUCGGAGCAGCAGAUACCGCUCUCCGUGGUGAAGCUCUGGGCCUCGGCUUUUGGUGGGGAGAUAAAAUCCAUAGCUGCUAAGUACUCCGGCUCCCAGCUUCUGCAAAAGAAAUACAAAGAGUAUGAGAAAGAUGUUGCCAUAGAAGAAAUUGAUGGUCUCCACCUGGUGAAGAAACUGGCGAAGAACAUGGAAGAGAUGUUUCACAAGAAGUCCGAGGCAGUCAGGCGUUUGGUGGAGGCUGCAGAAGAAGCACACCUAAAACAUGAAUUUGAUGCAGACUUACAGUAUGAAUACUUCAAUGCUGUGCUGAUAAAUGAAAGGGACAAAGACGGGAAUUUUUUGGAGCUGGGAAAGGAAUUCAUCUUAGCCCCAAAUGACCAUUUUAAUAAUUUGCCUGUGAACAUCAGUCUAAGUGAUGUCCAAGUACCAACAAACAUGUACAACAAAGGGGCUUGGAUGAAUCUGGAAACCAUCAUUCUCAACAAACUGACACAAGAUCAGACAGCCAAACACCGCAUGUUCUCACUCAUAGACCCUGCAAUUGUCAAUGGGGUUUAUUGGUCUGAAUCCCUAAACAAAGUUUUUGUAGAUAACUUUGACCGUGACCCAUCUCUUAUAUGGCAGUACUUCGGAAGUGCAAAGGGCUUUUUUAGGCAGUAUCCUGGGAUUAAAUGGGAACCAGAUGAGAAUGGAGUCAUUGCCUUUGACUGCAGGAACCGAAAAUGGUACAUCCAGGCAGCAACUUCUCCGAAAGACGUGGUCAUUUUAGUUGAUGUCAGUGGCAGCAUGAAAGGACUCCGUCUGACUAUCGCAAAGCAAACGGUCUCAUCCAUUUUGGAUACACUGGGGGAUGAUGACUUCUUCAACAUAAUUGCUUAUAAUGAGGAGCUUCACUAUGUGGAACCUUGCCUGAAUGGAACGUUGGUGCAAGCCGACAGGACAAACAAGGAGCAUUUCAGGGAGCAUCUGGACAAACUUUUCGCCAAAGGAAUUGGAAUGUUGGAUAUAGCUCUGAAUGAGGCCUUCAACAUUCUCAGUGAUUUCAACCACACGGGACAAGGAAGUAUCUGCAGUCAGGCCAUCAUGCUCAUAACUGACGGGGCAGUGGACACCUAUGAUACAAUCUUUGCGAAAUACAAUUGGCCAGAUCGAAAGGUUCGCAUCUUCACAUACCUCAUUGGACGAGAGGCUGCAUUUGCAGACAAUCUAAAGUGGAUGGCCUGUGCCAACAAAGGAUUUUUUACCCAGAUCUCCACCUUGGCUGACGUGCAGGAGAAUGUCAUGGAAUACCUCCAUGUGCUCAGCCGGCCCAAAGUCAUCGACCAGGAGCAUGAUGUGGUGUGGACUGAAGCUUACAUUGACAGCACUCUGACUGAUGAUCAGGGCCUCGUCCUGAUGACCACUGUAGCCAUGCCUGUGUUUAGUAAGCAGAACGAAACCAGAUCGAAGGGCAUUCUCCUGGGAGUGGUUGGCACAGAUGUCCCAGUGAAAGAACUUCUGAAGACCAUCCCCAAAUACAAGUUAGGGAUUCACGGUUAUGCCUUUGCAAUCACAAAUAAUGGAUAUAUCCUGACGCAUCCAGAACUCAGGCCGCUGUAUGAAGAAGGAAAAAAGCGAAGGAAACCUAACUAUAGUAGUGUUGACCUCUCUGAGGUGGAGUGGGAAGACCGCGAUGACGUGUUGAGAAAUGCUAUGGUGAAUCGAAAGACGGGGAAGUUUUCCAUGGAGGUGAAGAAGACAGUGGACAAAGGGAAACGGGUUUUGGUGAUGACAAAUGACUACUAUUACACAGACAUCAAGGGUACUCCUUUCAGUUUAGGUGUGGCGCUCUCCAGAGGCCAUGGGAAGUAUUUCUUCCGAGGGAACGUAACCAUCGAAGAAGGCCUGCAUGACUUAGAACAUCCUGAUGUGUCCUUGGCAGAUGAAUGGUCCUACUGCAACACUGACCUACACCAUGAGCACCGCCAUCUGUCUCAGUUAGAAGCGAUUAAGCUCUACCUCAAAGGCAAAGAACCUCUGCUCCAAUGUGAUAAAGAAUUGAUCCAAGAAGUCCUUUUUGAUGCCGUGGUGAGUGCCCCCAUUGAAGCGUAUUGGACCAGCCUGGCCCUCAACAAAUCUGAAAAUUCUGACAAGGGUGUGGAGGUUGCCUUCCUGGGCACUCGCACGGGCCUCUCCAGAAUCAACCUGUUUGUCGGGGCCGAGCAGCUCACCAAUCAGGACUUCCUGAAAGCUGGUGACAAGGAGAACAUUUUUAAUGCAGACCAUUUCCCUCUCUGGUACCGAAGAGCUGCUGAGCAGAUUCCAGGGAGCUUCGUCUACUCGAUCCCGUUCAGCACUGGACCUGUCAAUAAAAGCAAUGUGGUGACAGCGAGUACAUCCAUCCAGCUCCUGGAUGAACGGAAAUCUCCUGUGGUGGCAGAUGGAGUUUCACUGUUGUUACCCAGGCUGGAGUGCAAUGGCGCAAUCUCAGCUCACCGCAACCUCCGCCUCCUGGGUUCAAGCAAUUCUCCUGCCUCAGCCUCCCGGGUAGCUGGGAUUACAGCUGUAGGCAUUCAGAUGAAACUUGAAUUUUUCCAAAGGAAGUUCUGGACUGCCAGCAGACAGUGUGCCUCCCUGGAUGGAAAAUGCUCCAUCAGCUGCGAUGAUGAGACUGUGAACUGUUACCUCAUAGACAAUAAUGGAUUUAUUUUGGUGUCUGAAGACUACACACAGACUGGAGACUUUUUUGGUGAGAUCGAGGGAGCUGUGAUGAACAAAUUGCUAACAAUGGGCUCCUUUAAAAGAAUUACCCUUUAUGACUACCAAGCCAUGUGUAGAGCCAACAAGGAAAGCAGCGAUGGUGCCCAUGGCCUCCUGGAUCCUUAUAAUGCCUUCCUCUCUGCAGUAAAAUGGAUAAUGACAGAACUUGUCUUGUUCCUGGUGGAAUUUAACCUCUGCAGUUGGUGGCACUCUGAUAUGACAGCUAAAGCCCAGAAAUUGAAACAGACCCUGGAGCCUUGUGAUACCGAAUAUCCAGCCUUUGUCUCUGAGCGCACCAUCAAGGAGACCACAGGGAAUAUUGCUUGUGAAGACUGCUCCAAGUCCUUUGUCAUCCAGCAAAUCCCAAGCAGCAACCUGUUCAUGGUGGUGGUGGACAGCAGCUGCCUCUGCGAAUCUGUGGCCCCCAUCACCAUGGCGCCCAUUGAAAUUAGGUAUAAUGAAUCCCUUAAGUGUGAACGUCUGAAGGCCCAGAAGAUCAGAAGGCGCCCAGAAUCCUGUCAUGGCUUCCAUCCUGAGGAGAACGCAAGGGAGUGUGGGGCUGCGCCGGGUCUCCAGGCCCUGCCAGUCCUCCUACUGCUCCCUCUGCUUUUGAUGCUCUUCUCAAGGUGACACUGACUGAGAUGUUCUCUUGGCAUGCUAAAUCAUGGAUAAACUGUGAACCAAAAUAUGGUGCAACAUACGAGACAUGAAUAUAGUCCAACCAUCAGCAUCAUCAUGAUUUUAAACUGUGCGUGAUAUAAACUCUAAAAGAUAUGUUGACAAAAAAUUAUCUUUUUACUUUGCCAGUCAUGCAAAUGUGAGUUUGCCACAUAAUCACCCUUCAUCAGAAAUGGGACCGCAAGUGGUAGGCAGUGUCCCUUCUGCUUGAAACCUAUUGAAACCAAUUUAAAACUCUGUACUUUUUAAAUAAAGUAUAUUAAAAUCAUAA
Messenger RNA from Callithrix jacchus (white-tufted-ear marmoset), 3930 nucleotides. RefSeq names its product calcium voltage-gated channel auxiliary subunit alpha2delta 3 (gene CACNA2D3). The record is from RefSeq and is a predicted model, not a curated record. Lineage: Eukaryota; Metazoa; Chordata; Mammalia; Primates; Cebidae. Gene Ontology annotation, cellular component: voltage-gated calcium channel complex. Gene Ontology annotation, molecular function: voltage-gated calcium channel activity.